This is a messenger RNA of Copidosoma floridanum, 1704 nucleotides long. Its product is annotated as ciliary microtubule inner protein 2B-like. NCBI's taxonomy places the organism in Eukaryota, Metazoa, Arthropoda, Insecta, Hymenoptera, Encyrtidae. The record is from RefSeq and is a predicted model, not a curated record.
ACGACUGGCUCUCCGCUGCCUGCACUUAUAAUAUCAUUGUGUACUUGCGUUUUCGAGGGGACAUAUAUUAUAGCCGCGCGAGCUCUCGCUGAAUUGUUUUAUUUAUUUUUUAUUUUUUAUUUUUUCUGUUUACCAUCACCGGGUGUUUUUUUUUUUUUCGCACCUUUCUCAAGCUUCUUUUUUUCUUUUUCCGGUCACUCGGGCAAUAAGUAUUUUACGUGAAAAUCGAAGGAAAAUUGCCGGUGCUGGGAAGAGUGUUUCCUCGGUUGCUCGAGCGAAAAAAAUACCUCUGUGGUGUAUAGGUACGUGAGGAUAGUUGAUCAAAGUGUAUUUUGAGUGUGCGAGGAUAACGUGGCAUGUCUUCCUUCGCUGUUUGAUCGAAGCGAGCGUAACAUGGUAUUCGAAGCUGUCUCCGAGGAGGAGCGCCAGGAGUUCUUCCGGCAGGGGUAUAGCGCUCAUCUGCCAGGGUAUACAGGGCACUGUCCGACCCUCAAGUUUCGAGUUGGCAAGCGAUAUGGAGCGUGCACCGAAGAAAUCAUGAAAGAGCUGAUUGACAAAAAUAUACUCAAAACAGCACCAUAUCAAUUCCGAGCAGCAUCAACUAAAGAAAAUUUAGUCCACAUUCAGCGAGAGAAAGACAUCAGGAGGAAUCGGAAAAAAGAUUCGUACACAUUCAAGACUCCACCGUACAUUUUGGGAUAUACAGGCUACAUACCAGGCUACAGCAGCAGGUACGGCCUGACCUUCAUGAAGGCGGUUGACGAAGGCACCACCGAAUGGCGCGAGGCGCAGAGCAAGCUACGCUCACGCCGGGACGCGAUGCGGGCGCACGUAGAGCGCACGAAUCCGCGAAACCUCCUGUCCCGGGUGCGUGCCGACAACGUCGACGUGGAGAUCGACCACGGGCAUGGUGGAAAGCGACAAUAUUUCGACAACCAAGUAUCGGCGGAAAGUCCGCCAAUCGUGGGCUACACCGGACACAUUCCAGGAGCAAAGGGGGAAAUAGCCCUGUCCAAGCGAUACGGCCUGGCUGCGAAAAAGGGCCUGGAACUGUUCGAAAAAGAGCAAAGGUCGAGACUGCUGAGCCCAACCAAAGACGCGGAUGCAAUAGACAGGGUGCUCGAAGUCGCCAACGUCGACGACACUGGCCACCUGAAGCCGUAAUCUACCGAUGUGGGCAGCUAAGGGAUUUUUUUCCCGAAUUUUUUUGUUACUUGAAACGUGUCGUAAGUACUUCGUACAGUUCAACUCUGAUUUCCUUACCUUCUGGUUUCGAUACUUACACGUAUGAGCUUAAAACUAUUAGGUGACAUUGAAGUUACGGUACUUGUAGCAUGAGAGAGACAUUUCCUUGUAGAUAUUUAUUCUUUGGGCAGCAGCUAUUAAUUGGUCAAAAGGGUCUUUGGUAUAAGUACUUAUUUAGCUGCACUGAGUUUCCACUGCGAUAUUGGAAUGAGAUCGUGGUAUAUCUGAAAAUCAUGAUCCUGUAGGGAUUUUUUUUUUUCCUUUCACGUCGGUUGUCUUUGUAUAGACGGGGCCGGAAAAUGAGGUUGGAAAAACCAUAUAUUAGUUGAAUCUUGAAAAAAAGUAUACAAGGAUAUAGUUACUUAGUCAAUUCAACCAUCUCUUACGGAACAUCCAAUCUAUGACAAAAAUAAAUUUAGUGUGCCUUGUUAUCGCCUUUAAAAUAUUAUUUGGUCGAAU